AUGUACAACAAUAACAAAUAAGUAUUGACAUCCCCAGAGUACGUUACUCACUCUUGUAUAUUUUCCCUGCAGCACAGCAGUGAAUAUUGUUCUCUCAUGACCCUUGGCAACGAGUCUCAACAGCUACAGUAUAUAAACCGGAGCACCACAGACUGCAGUCAAAGUGAAAUCUAUCUUCUUACUAGGUCUUCAGAACUGGAGUAGCAUGAACUUCUUAAACAACUCAAGCCGCAUCAGUGAUGUAUAUGCAGAAACACAGUACUGCUAUGACUCUGUGAGCGGAUCAUGCAAGAAGAAUGUCCAGCCUGUAAGUCUCCAGUUUUCCAUGUUUGCUUUCAUGGCCUUUGCUGUAUUGAUCACAGUCACUGGGAAUCUUCUGGUCUUAACAUCUAUAGCGCAUUUUAAACAGCUGCACACCACCACAAACUGCCUCAUUCUCUCACUGGCGGUUUGCGACUUUUUGUUGGGGGUCUUCAUCAUGCCGUGCAGUGCGAUGAGGUCGGUGUACGGCUGCUGGUACCUGGGAGACUUUGUGUGCAAGCUCCACACCAGCACGGACAUCAUGCUCAGCACCUCCUCCAUCUUCCACCUCUCCUUCAUCUCUGUGGACCGCUACCUUGCUGUCUGCACUCCACUUCUGUACCGCUCCAUAGUCAACUCUGUCACUACUCUGCUGAUGAUCAUAACCAGCUGGGUCUUCCCAGCCAUCUUCGCUUUUGGGAUGAUCUUCUCAAACCUCAACCUGAAAGGCAGUGAGCACUUCUUUGAGACACAGGUGCAGUGUGUCGGAGGAUGCACGGUAUUCUUUAGUCCGACAUCUGCUGCAUUCUCUUCUCUUUUCUCAUUUUUCCUCCCUGGCCUCAUCAUGUUGAGCAUUUACCUCAAGAUCUACGUGGUAGCAAGACGUCAGGCCAGAUCAAUUAAAGAUCUGACACGGCAGAUUAAGGUGGAGGAUGGAAAUGGGUCUGCAGUCUCUGGGAAGCAUGAAAGAAAGAAGGCAAACACCCUGGCAGUGGUGGUGGGAGUUUUCCUCAUCUGCUGGACCCCUUUUUUCCUCUGUAAUAUUAUGGACCCCUUCAUUGGCUAUUCCAUCCCACCCACACUGACUGAUGCCCUGGUUUGGUUUGGUUAUAUGAACUCGAGUUUCAAUCCUUUGGUUUAUGCUUUUUUUUACUCUUGGUUCAGAAAAGCUUUGAGCAUAAUUCUCAGUGGCAGAGUCCUACACAAAGAUUCUUGUCGAAUGAAAUUGUAUUCUGAAUGAAUGCAUUAAUUGACUAUCCAGAUUCUUUUGUUACUAUUGUUGGAACUUUUUCAGCCAUUAAAAAAACUUAAAUGCAUCUUUUUACCUUACAAUGUUUGAAUCCUAACCAUCUGUACUUAGAACAGUGUUAUAUUGGGAAGCUGAAUUAAAUCUCCUGCAAGCGAGUGAUGAAUUGCUAGAAAAAUACAGCUACAGCUAUCAAGAUAACGAAAGCUUUCAAAAAACAUCUCCAAAAAGAUCUCUGAUCCAAAUCUCAAGAUUAAAUACAACAAACAAGUUGUUUUAAAAUGAAAAAAAGCAAUUUCCUAUGGUCACAAUCUCUGCAAAAUACAUUGGGUUGAUAGUUGAGUGAUUUCUUUUUACUUGUAUUUGUGUGUAUAUGCUGACAUAAAUCUUUGGGCUGUAGAUGUGUAGCAUAAUCAUCGAGGGGCAUAUAAAGAUCCUCAGUACAGAUUUACUGACAUACUGUAAAAGACCAUGUGGCUGACAGAGUAACUACAUCAUAUUUGGGUCCUUCGGUAUCUCCCUUAACCCCACUGCUGCAAGGACCUGACAUUAACGCCUAAGACCAUCCUCUGACCCCCCCCCCACCCUGCACUCUCACCUGUACAUGUGUGUCUCAAAAGUACCUACACUUAAACUCGUGCAAAUGGCAAAUAUAAGCAUCUUAUUAUUUAAUGUUCCUACAUAAUGAGGAAACACUGAUAGAUAUAAACUGACUUGUAGCUGUAUGUGUUAUUUGAAACUUGUAUGUAUUUUUUGCAUUCAAAAAAACGAGGAUUUUAAGAUGUAUAGGAUGCAUGUAAAGUGUAACUGGGGAGUCUAACGAGCCCUAUGACACCUUAACUGACACCCUGUAAAACUGUUAUUAAUUAUUCAUUCCCCCAUUUCAGAAAGUGCUGUAUUACCAUAAGCAUGUUGUUCUCCUACUUCGUAUCUCCCUUAUUAAAAUUUACUUGCUGCCCCUCUGCCCUCUCAGUUCAUUCCUUACAUCAUCUGGACUCCGUCCUUCUCAGUUUGCUUUAUU
Messenger RNA from Brienomyrus brachyistius, 2288 nucleotides. Its product is annotated as trace amine-associated receptor 1-like. The record is from RefSeq and is a predicted model, not a curated record. Bases 206 to 1261 code for a protein of 351 amino acids. Gene Ontology annotation, molecular function: trace-amine receptor activity. Lineage: Eukaryota; Metazoa; Chordata; Actinopteri; Osteoglossiformes; Mormyridae. Gene Ontology annotation, biological process: adenylate cyclase-activating adrenergic receptor signaling pathway. The transcript has a single exon. Gene Ontology annotation, cellular component: membrane.